GGCUAAUAGUCACAUGAUCAAAACAAUCGUUGCAGGGAUUUUUUCAACAACAUGGCGGAAAAUGACGUUAUAAUUGUAGUACAGAUGAUUUUAACUUAAAGUUUUAAGAAUUUGCCAUGGAUAAGAAUAAAAGACAUUAGGGCUUAAAGCAGUCCUGCACAGUUAACAUGCCUUGGUACUUUCCUUGGUCUGAGUCUAUCAAGAAGAGAGCAUGUCGCUAUCUUCUUCAGCACUACUUGGGGGAUUUUCUGAAGGAAAAGCUUACUUUGGAACAGUUAACUGUUGAUUUGUACAAUGGAAAGGGUACUGUUUCGGACGUUCUUCUAGAUGUUUGGGCUCUCAACGAGGUACUGGAAAGUGUUGGAAUCCCAUUAGAGAUCAUAGAUGGCUUUAUUAGCUCUAUUUCAGUUGCAGUGCCCUGGACAUCUUUGCUGAGUGAGAGUUGUCAUAUUGACCUCAAUGGUCUUGAGCUAACAUUAGCACCAAAACAAAGAUUUGACCCCUUCAAUCAUGGGAAUAUGUUUGAUAGCACUAUGUCUUGGAGUUCUAUGAACAUGACAACUAGCAUGCAACUGGCACAACAAUGUUUGAAGCAAGAUGCAACUGCUGGGGAAGAACAGGCAGAAUCAGCUCAAAUGUUUGAGGGUCUCGAAGCAUUUGCACAGACAAUAGAAUCAGUGCUUUCAAGGAUAAAACUUUCAUUCACAAACACAAUAAUCAGGCUUGAAAACAUUUUACCUGACUGUGUUCAUGGAGUUGGCCUUGAGCUUCAUAUUGAUAGAAUUGAUUACCUGGAUCUAUCACAUGAUGAAAUUAAUGAAGAGCUGAGCCCUGACCAUGCUGUAUAUGAACCAGUUGCUAUAGCAAUAAAGAGUUUCCAAAUAUAUGGACUCAAACUUUAUAUGGAUGAGUUUCCUUUUGAGAAAAGGACUCGCCUGAGAGAGGCAGAUGAGAGAGAGGGUCAAGAGUAUGAUGAACACUUACAUUUGGGUGAAGAAUUGGCUAGAAUGCCAGGACACAAUAAUCAAAAGGAUAACUUAAAUUUAAUGCCUCAAGUUCAAAUAUUAGCAUCACAUGGCAAGCAAAGUGUUCGGGUGAAAAUCAAACACAAUGACACUCUCCCUGGCCCAAAGGUUGAUCUAGAAUAUUCCUUGGGAGCUUUAAACAUUUUGCUGUCACCAAAACAACUGCAUUUACUAAUUGACAUGGCUACAGCAAUUUCUAUGUCUUCAACAUUAUCUCAGACAAAAGAAGGCCAAAAGAAAAACUCCAUGCGACCCAUGAACACUGAUGAUUAUAGAAGAGUAGAGCAAGCUCUGCAGCAGCAAAUAACAGCACCAUCAGGCAAACGAAAAUUCGACAAAAAGCCUGACUCUUGGCACAACGCAUUGGAAAGUUUGAACUCGACACACAGCUUGAAUUCGAGCGAAGGUCAAGAUGAGGAGUUCUAUUCCAUGUCCGAUUAUAGCUCGCUGCCUCCUCUUGGCCAACCCCCUGGAUUUCCUGGUUACAGCCCUGAGAAAUCACUGACUAAUGUUAGCCUUGGAGGAAAUGGCUCGUUAGUGAGCGCGGUGAACUCGCCCCCAAAAGGAAGUCUCACUGAACAGGCUACGAACGUAUUCAGAGCGUCUACGUCAUCUCCUCCAAGUGUAUCACAAGCCUCAAGAGCACCCCAUAUACUGAAGGGACCGCGUGUUAAUCAAAAUGCUGGGCUUGUUGGUAUAUCCUCAUUAGAUGACACUUCUGAUUUGACAAAUCUCAAACUGCGAUCAAGCAACAUAAUCAUCAUCCUUUUACAUCAAGACCCGAUUGACACGUGUAAAAAGCUUGUGAAAGAAAACAGUGCUGAACAUUCCUUGCUCGAACUUUCAGAAGAUUUCUUUGAGGGUAUUGCACCAUUUUCGAUACAGAACUUGUUUAGCGAGGCGGGUGAAGAUGCCAGGAAGGAGCUUGCAUCUCUCUGUGCCUAUGAUCACGUGAGGAUUCUGAUGUCCGCUGUGACAACAUCGUGUGAAUGUAGAACUGUGUCUGGUAACCGAUCCCUUGGAGUGGAUCUUGUCAUUGGCAAACUAAUGGUCGAAGAGAAUCUGUAUGAUAAGACCCGAAAGAAAUCAUCUUCUCUUCCAUGUUCUCAAACUAAGUUGCUAUAUUUCCCCACCGAUCAAGCAAUGUCAGUCUAUCCAACUGGUUUCGGUGCAGCACCUUCGCCAUGUGUUAAGGUCAGAAUGCAAAAGACAGAACGUGGAAAACCCUCUUUAACGGCUGUCCAGUCGCGAACUUCAAUCGUGCCCAAAUCACUCGUCAACAUCCAGUUAAGUAAGGUUGAAAUAGACGUUGAUGUUUCAAUUGUUGAUCGCAUUGCUGCCAUUAUGUAUCCUCCUCCGCUGCUACAUAGGUCUGAAAAUCGCUCAAAUACUACUAUGUACAGCUCGUUUCUCUCUGGCAAUCUGCUGAACCGGCAAACUGCAUUCAACCAAGCAAUGGAAGAUAGCCCCGUUCAUUUAGAUUCUAAAACAGAUAUAAGUGUCACAUGCAACGAAAUGAGCAUCAUUCUACGGUUUCCAGUCCCAGAUCUUCGUCCUGCAAGUGAUAUAGACAAGCAUCAGUGGUGGCAGAGAUCUAUUCGAAAGGAAUAUAUAACAACAAGUUUGCAAAACGUUGAAUUUAAGACAGUUUUCUCUCAGUCUCAAGCAUCAAAUUUUUAUGAGCUACGUUUCAGAAAUGGGGAAGGCUACUUCCACCAGACUGAUGAAGACUUGCUCCAGUUUUUUAAGGUGUCGUGUGCCAAAAACGAGGAAGAUGUUGAAGAUAUGCAUCUCGAUUGGCCUAGGAUAGUUGUAUACAAACAACCACAAACGACGCGAUCAGUGUUUGAUGAUGCUGAGAGCGAGGCUAAUGCCUCCCCGGACUCUCAGUUUGGCUCUCUUGAAGACUCCUUCCCGUGGAUCAAGACGGAUCCGUCUCCAUUUUCAGCCAACCCAGCUAUGUUUGAAAAAGAAGAGUUGGUCAUGCCUGGCAGUAUUCCAGAGAUGAACAGUUUCCAAGACAUUGCUUCUUCGUCAUCAAAGUUUUUCGUCAGUUUGUCGUUCCCAGACCUGCAACUCAAUCUGCACGAGAAAAGUGUUUUUGAGCUAAUAUACAAUAGACUUUUCAACGACUUGCUAAUGUGGGAACCUUCUGUUCCAUCACCACUCGAGACGAUGCCUCCUCUUGUUUAUCCACAAAUACAAAACAACAUUCACGUCAACCUCGCAAGCCAAGUUGGUAUUUCCAUGAACCAGAAGUUCUUUAUGUGUCGCUCCGCAAUUAAAGAUGGUUAUGAUUCAGAUUCCGAUCAAGACAACAGCCUAGCAUCCACAAUUGGCGAUGGAAUGACGACAGAAAACCAACAAGCGUUGCUUAAUCAGCAAAGCAAUAUUGCUGUGUCCGUUCAUAUUGAUCGAGGAAAAGUCGCAUUUUUCCCCAAAACCCAGGGGCAUGAAGAAGAAAACUCUACCGAGAAUGAAAUUGACGCAGAUUUUGGACACGUUGUCAUUGAUGUCGAAGAUUUGAACUUUUUCACCGUGGUGUCGUACAGAGGUGACGUAAAUCUUGACUACGCCCAUUUGUACUCCGGUGAUGCAACAUUAUACCACUCCGGUCAAGUUGAUUGUGAGAUUGACCGUUUUCGGAUGGAUGACGCGUUCUUCUGCGGUAACUUGAACCGAACUUUAUACCGAUCUGACGAGAGCGUUUUGGCUCAGAGUAGAGAAGCCCAAGAUGUUAGCAGUGAAUCAGUUUCGGCACUAUCGCUUGCAAUUAAGACAACUCAUAUGCCAUCAAAGAACCGCAAGCACGUGUUGGUUGCACUAGGUUUGCGAGGUUCCACACUUCGUCAUUUGGUCACGGAACCAGAAAAGACAUGGCUUUCACAGAUAAUGGAUUUUAUGACGGUUGAUGACCAAACAAUUCUUGGGUAUACCUUUCCUUCCGUGAUAACAACUCUGUAUCUGCAACUUUGGGGUUGUAGCAUUGAUUACAGGCCAAAGAAUCUUAGCUUGCGGUCUUUGCUGACUAUAGAGACAUUUAGCUUGUCCAGCAAUAUCAGCCCUGGAUCCUUGGAGUCUGUUCUCAGAUUUAUUGUUGACGAUUCAGCGCUUUAUCUGUCAGACAAACAGUUUGGUCAUAUCGACCUGAAUAAAGACUAUGUCUGUGUGAUGGAUAUGGAAUUGUUUGAACUGGUUUUGAGACUGUCAGAAUCAGAAGACAAGAAGAGACCUAAAAUGGAGAUGAGCAUGUCAAACAAUGUGUUGAAUAUCCAUACUUGCUCUGACUCUUGUGCAGCCUUGGUUAACCUAAUCAAGUACGUUGCAGCAGAUGGGGAUAUCUGUACAGGAAGUAUGGAAAGCCUUGUGGAACCAAAUUCGCAAAAUGAGAGCACGGAAAAUUUGUAUUCAAGAUCAUCUGUUGACGAAAAUACGAUCGAUUCACUUAUGGCAGAUGCAUUGAUAGAAGAAGAGACGCCAAAAGAGAAUGAAACACAAAACACAAAGAUCUUCACUGAUCGUCAUGGCUUCACUUCAUCGGAACUCUUCUCCUCCUCAGCAACCAGCAACUCUAGCAGCACUAGAAGUCUUAAUGAACAACUGGGAGAUGCUUGUGAUGAUGAUUAUGAUGAUCGUUCUUCUAGUGGGGAUGAAUAUUGUAUUUUGGAGCAAGAUGACGAGAAUGACGAUAACAGUGACUUUGAACCAGUGACAAGAAAGUUAAUCGCUCCGGAUGUCCACAUUCUCGACAAUUUUUUCCAGGUUCCGCGUGGAAGAUACGACUUGCUGGGUGCACCCACUGGUUACCCUUCUCCAGUCUAUCGAUACACAAUAAGAGAAAUGUCGGUGGUUUGGAAGAUGUAUGGUGGAAGGGAUUUUCAAGUACCAGAGUACAAUUCACCAAGUCCCUUAGAAAGUGGAUCUCCAACACUGAACAGUUAUUCGCCAAGACAAUCCCCCGUCCAUCGUCAAGGACAGAACAAAAAACCUCAGCGAUUGUCGAAGAAAUAUGAGGACAAAAAUUUUGCAGUUUCAGAAAACGAACGAAGAAAAGGGAAAUACAAAGGGGGUCUUGGCCGUGAUUACAAUACCCUUGUGGAGCUUCAUUUGAACAAGAUUCGAUUCCAACACGAGAUUUAUCCAGAUGACGAAGAAAAGAUUUCCAGAGAUGUCUUACUUAUUUAUGACGUAGAAAUCACAGAUCGUUUGGCAUCAUCACAGAUUAACAAAUUUUUGUACCGGUUUUCAUCUGAGGCUUUGCCAAUAAAGACAAGUGCACACAUGAUCACAGUGAAACUUCUUUUAACAAAACCAGAAGAUGAUGUGAAGAACAAAGAGGGGACGCUGCGCAUUUCGUUGCAGCCAAUCAGGCUCAAUGUCGAUCAGGAUGCUUUGUUCUUCAUGAAGAAUUUUUUCACUGAGAUUUCUGGUGAAAAUCAAGUAAAACAUUCCAGUUCUGCACCCGAUGUUAGAGCAUUGAAAAGAGAAGGAGUUCGGUUCUCUUCGUCUCCGUCUUGUGGAACAACAGCAGAAAGUCUUGCAGAGGAGCUCAAUAUUAGCGAAGAACAUUUUGCUGCUUCUGCUCCUCUGUAUUGCAGCCAGAGUAGGGAAAACCUGUCAGCAGAUGAUUCGCCUGUGUUUUUCCGUUCGGUUGUUUUCUCGCCAGAAGUUCCCAUUCGGCUGGAUUACCAUGGAAAGUCUGUUAAUAUGGGCCAGGGAACCCUUGCUGGACUUCUUAUUGGCUUGGCACAACUGAACUGUUCUGAGCUCAAACUGAAAAGACUCUGCUGCCGAAGUGGACUCUUGGGAACCGAUAAAAUACUGAAUUACGUAUUAAACGAAUGGCUUACAGAUAUUCGCCGGAAUCAGAUACCCGGAAUACUGGGUGGUGUCGGUCCUACGUAUAGCUUUGUACAGUUAUAUCAAGGUAUCAAAGACCUAUUUUGGCUGCCUGUCCAACAAUAUAGACAAGAUGGCCGGCUGGUCCGAGGUUUACAGAAAGGGGCACACUCAUUUAGUACUUCGACAGCAAUGGCUGUUCUAGAAAUCACUAACAGGAUAGUGCAGACUGUUCAGGUUGCAGCGGAAACUGCAUAUGAUAUGGUGAGUCCAGGCCCUAGCCCCGAAGGAGGAGCCUCAAAGCGGCAGUCUGCAAAAAGCAAAUCAGAACAGCCGGUUGAUCUCAGAGAGGGUGUAACAAACGCUUACAAUGUAUUGUCUGAGGGAAUCACCCAAACCGCUACAACAAUUGUAAGAGUCGCUGUAGAAGAGCACGAGAGAAAAGGUGUUACUGGUGCUGUUGGAGGCGUUCUUAGGCAAAUACCCCCGUCUAUUAUGCAACCUUUCAUCCUGGCAACAGAAGCAACGUCAAAUGUUUUAGGGGGUGCACGAAACCAGCUGUCACCGGAUGCAAGAAUAGAAGCGGCAAAAAAGUGGAAAGCGACACAAAAAUCUCAAAAGUGACAGUCGAACGUACAUUUUCGCACAGUGGUAAAUAUAAUCAUGUAAUAAAUCUGUUUAUAGACAAUGCGCAUACCCACUGGUGUUAAGUGAAUUGAAGAGUAUUUGAGAUAUCGCUGGUGA
This is a messenger RNA of Rhopilema esculentum, 6608 nucleotides long. RefSeq names its product autophagy-related protein 2 homolog B. Gene Ontology annotation, biological process: autophagy of peroxisome; reticulophagy; piecemeal microautophagy of the nucleus. Gene Ontology annotation, cellular component: phagophore assembly site; phagophore. The record is from RefSeq and is a predicted model, not a curated record. Gene Ontology annotation, molecular function: phosphatidylinositol-3-phosphate binding; protein-membrane adaptor activity. Lineage: Eukaryota; Metazoa; Cnidaria; Scyphozoa; Rhizostomeae; Rhizostomatidae.